GCUCCCCCCUCCCCCCCCAAGCGCCGCUCCGGCUGCAUCGCGCUCACACCGAGCUCCAGGCCCCCGCAGCGCUAGCGCCGCCACCGCCGCCUCCCUCCUUCCGCCGCCAUGAUCAUCUACCGGGACCUCAUCAGCCAUGAUGAGAUGUUCUCCGACAUUUACAAGAUCCGGGAGAUCGCGAACGGGCUGUGCCUGGAGGUGGAGGGGAAGAUGGUCAGUAGGACAGAGGGUACCAUUGAUGAUUCACUCAUCGGUGGAAAUGCCUCUGCUGAAGGUCCUGAGGGUGAAGGAACAGAUGCCACUGUAAUCACUGGAGUUGACAUAGUAAUAAACCAUCAUCUGCAAGAAACUAGUUUCACAAAAGAAUCCUACAAAAAGUACAUCAAAGACUACAUGAAAUCAAUCAAAGGCAGACUUGAAGAACACAAGCCAGAUAGAGUAAAACCUUUUAUGACGGGAGCUGCAGAACAAAUCAAACAUAUCCUUGCUAAUUUUAAAAACUAUCAGUUCUUCAUAGGUGAAAACAUGAAUCCAGAUGGUAUGGUGGCUCUCUUGGACUUCUGUGAGGAUGGUGUGACCCCAUAUAUGAUUUUCUUUAAGGAUGGUUUAGAAAUGGAGAAAUGUUAACAAAUUCAGCUGAUUACUUUGAACCACCUGUCAUCAUAACUGGCUGCUGCUUUUUGUCAUCUACACAACACCAGGACUUGGACAAACUUGGACUGAUGUCAUCUUGAGCUUUAUUCAUUUAUUUUUGACCUUGAUUUAUUUGGAGUGGAGGCAUUGUUUUUAAAAACAUGUCAUGUAGGUUGUCUAAAAUAAAA
Molecule: messenger RNA, 821 nt
Organism: Antechinus flavipes (yellow-footed antechinus)
Lineage: Eukaryota; Metazoa; Chordata; Mammalia; Dasyuromorphia; Dasyuridae
Product: translationally-controlled tumor protein-like
Exons: 1
Coding region: 109-627 (172 amino acids)
Cellular component (GO): cytoplasm
Molecular function (GO): calcium ion binding
Source: RefSeq, a predicted model, not a curated record